AUGGUGAAUUCGAAGAUGAAGUACGACCUUCCUCAUAUCCCUGAUGAAUUGUUUUUCGAUCAAACCCCGACUACCGGUAAGAAUCCGAUUAGGAGUUCCCCGACUGAAUGCUAUGUGUUGAAUGAUAACAAACACGAAAAUAAGUUAGUUCAAUUGGAUGUUCACAAGGAAUUUCAACUGAAUCUUGAAUUGUGUCGUCGUAAUUGUGUGGUAGGGUGUUGUAAUGGUUUAGUAUGCUUCUAUGUUGAUUGUGGUCGUUUGGUUAAGGGUAAGUUUAUCCUGUGGAACCCAGCUACCAAAAUAAGUCGCGUUAUCGAAACUCCAUGCGUUCAACACUUAGCUAAAUAUGGUUUUGGUUACGCAUCUAAUAUCGAUGAUUAUGAGAUAUUUGCAUCAUUUGAGUCUCUUUAUAGGAAACCUGGUACGACACAAAUCCAGGCUUGGGUGUUCAAGGUUAGAGUAGGUGAAUGGAACCCAAUAAUUGAUUUGCCAACGGAUGUUGGAUAUUUUCCCAGGGGUGAUAGUAAUGCUACUUACAGUGGCGAUCAUCUGUAUUGGAUAGUUGGUGGCUUCAAAGAUAGUCACAUUCCGAGUUUUGGUUUAUCAGAUUUUAAAUUCAAAGAUGUGAAAUUCCCGGUGAUUAUGAAUACAAGGUUCAAGCUUCAUGUGAGUGAAGGGUGUCUUACUUUGUUGUCUGAGCGUGAAGAGCUUACUCGGGGUACAGAGAUAUGGAGAUUGGUGCAACAUCCAUCGGGUGAGUCCGAUUCUUGGGUGAAAAUGGUGACAAUCACUUGGUACUUCCCCCGUAUUCUAGCGUUUUCACCCACCGGAAAAUGUCUGGUCCAACAUCAUCUUGAUGAGGUAAAGGUGGUUGACCAUGUUUUUGAUGAGCCUGCGCAUAAACAUGUUGAAGGGGUAUAUUUUGAUGGUUUUCCGAUGCACGCGGAGAGCCAUGUUGAGAGCCUCGUCUCACCAUUUUAA
Messenger RNA from Spinacia oleracea (spinach), 981 nucleotides. Its product is annotated as F-box/kelch-repeat protein At3g23880-like. Lineage: Eukaryota; Viridiplantae; Streptophyta; Magnoliopsida; Caryophyllales; Amaranthaceae. Bases 1 to 981 code for a protein of 326 amino acids. The record is from RefSeq and is a predicted model, not a curated record. The transcript is spliced from 2 exons.